Verticillium alfalfae VaMs.102 is the source of this 759-nucleotide messenger RNA. RefSeq lists its product with no specific name. The coding region runs from base 1 to 759 and encodes 252 amino acids. The transcript is spliced from 2 exons. Lineage: Eukaryota; Fungi; Ascomycota; Sordariomycetes; Glomerellales; Plectosphaerellaceae. The record is from RefSeq and is a predicted model, not a curated record.
AUGAACUACCUUGUUCUUCCACUGUACGCGGCCAUCGCCGCAAACAUCCGCACCGCCUCAGCCUCGCGAUCCGCCCUCCGCGCCUCACGACGCUCGAUCCAGGGACGCAGCUUUCUGUGCCCCGUCGUCUGCGACAACACGUGGUGCUGCCUGACGGGCCAGACGUGCCAAGAGAGCAGCGACGACGACGCGCCGCAGAUCGAGUCGAUCAUUGCUGAGAACAGCCUCUUCCUCUCGAGCCUGACGGCGGAGCUUUCGCUGACGUUGACGUUCACGCCCAUCACCACGCUGCCUGAUCCGUUCGAGCCGACCACGGUGUCUGCUAGACCGGUGAUCACUGAGUCUUCGAUCCCGCCUGUCACAACUACACGUCCGACGUCGACUUCGGCGACAAGCUCUUCGACGCAGGAUGGCGAUGACGCUACGGGAACAGGCGAGACGAGUGUCAGGGCGAUUUCCACAACGUCUACUGCAAGCCGUGAGAUCUCGAUAUUGUCCGAAAUAACGACCACGGAAACUGAAUCAACUGCAGGAACUAUCUCUCCGAGUGUAGAGAAUUCAUCGUCGUCGGUUGCCUCUACCGUCUCGGAACAGAGUGGCACGGUCACAUCUACCCGCACGGCCUCCAUCAGCACAGAGACAUCGGCGCUGUCCGGCCCCGUGACGACGACCUCAAGUCAAGGUGCCGCGCCGACGGCGCCGUCACAGUGGCAGCACGGAAUGGCCGUCGUCGGGCUCGUGAUGGCUGCAGUACUCUAG